This is a messenger RNA of Paramuricea clavata, 1350 nucleotides long. The record is from the annotation of a GenBank genome assembly. NCBI's taxonomy places the organism in Eukaryota, Metazoa, Cnidaria, Anthozoa, Malacalcyonacea, Plexauridae.
AUGCCUGUCCAUCUUGCACAGAUGAACGCUCUGGAGCAGGACGAUCCAGUGACAUGGGAAGCGUUAAAGGCAGGAGAGUUUGUUGUUGCAAAAUCCGAGGUCCCCUUCACCUGCCUUUUCACCGACCAGACCCUGGAACAAAAGAUCAAAGAAUUAAAGCGUCAUGGCGCAAUGGUUGGAUUAAGUCAAGAUGAAACUGGUUUGGACCGACUAGUCACCACCACACCUCAUCUUGCUCGAAUUGUAAAGCAGUACCUCAACAGUUUUCCUAAAGUAUCCAGUUCUUCUCAUCGUAAUGAACACUACCAGCUUUCCGGAUGUGUUUCUAUACGGUCAAGAGAAAACGCUCUAAAGCUUCGUCACUCCAUCGAAUUGCAUUGCACAGGGAACCCGUUUAAAGAAAUAUCUCCUUUGAAGAGCUUGGUUUCAUCAGUUCUUGUGCCAGAAGAUGCAAAAGACAAUAUUCUGCACUUUGGCGAGAAAGGUCAGAAACGCUUUGAAGAGUUCGUCCGUGAACGAUUGCUGCCCACAUCAAAACUCUCGGUUUGGGACUCAAUGAAGAAAUUCAAACUAAAGACCUUUUCGAAUUGGAUGGCAAAAACCAAGGUCCGCGUUGGUGACAAGGUGAUCAAAUUACGCAAGGAAUGUGAAUUGCUCGGCAGAUGUCUUAUCAUCCAAGGAAGCCAACCGGAGCUGGUUCCCAAACUGGAGGAAACUACUGGAAAGUAUGAGAUGUCAGUUGUUCCACGCUCGCUGUGUGCUGUAGAUGGUUCUCUCUAUAUUCCAACCAACAAAGCCAGUCUGAUGCACGCUGUUGAAGCAGUCGAAGCUCGCUCGCCAGUUCAAUCUGCAGCUUUUCUCGAUGUAGCGCCUGUUACCGGCUACUUACUCCGAGUUCUAAUUGUUGACACCAUGGCUGUGGUUCAGAGUAUGAAAAAAACACCGACCAUGAAGAAUCUUUCUAACCUUCAAGAAGUGUUUAUCAAGGGGAUGGUUGUUGGCUACGAUGAAUGUGGAGUGGUUUUUGACCGUUAUCUGGAUCAGUUGCUGAAAAACAAGACCCGUCAGAAGAGAGCAACAACGCCAAUAGAAUUUGAGAUAUAUCCAGAGAUGAAGCUCACCAUGUCUCUGAAGGAGAUUCUGUCUUCGUCAAAGACCAAGAGUAGCGUGACAUCUAUGUUUGCUCAGGGCUUGCUAGAACACUUUUCCAAUAACAGUGCAUGCAAAUUAGUUGUGGUGUAUGGUACUAAGAUCAAAGGCCAAUAUUUUGAAGAAUACCAUUCACACGAAGAAGCAGAUACAUUAAUUCCGCACCAAGUCCUAGCUACUAUGGCUGACAGUCAUUGCUGA